Coregonus sp. 'balchen' is the source of this 5751-nucleotide messenger RNA. Lineage: Eukaryota; Metazoa; Chordata; Actinopteri; Salmoniformes; Salmonidae. The record is from the annotation of a GenBank genome assembly.
CCCAUGAUAGGGGACUGCAGUGGGAACCGAUUGCUGUGGAAAUGUUCAUCAACGGAACGUAAAUAAAGUAACAUCACUCAGUGGAACCGCUACAUUCAACCAGGCUCAAAAGUGGUUGUUGUUUACUAUCAGGUGAGUUGCAAUAUCUAAUUGCCUCUGUAACUAAAUGUAAUAGUGUAAAUCUGAGCGACAUGACGACCUAGGGCAGUGGUUCCCAACCAGGGGGGGUACUUGGCCUAUCCACAGGGGGUACUUGAGAAGACUCAUGAGACCAUAGGCCUACUGGUCAAAUGCACAUAAGGGGGUACUUCAGGGGUACUCCGGGCAAAGCAAAAUUUAGUUGGUGGUACAGUAACGGGAAAAGGUUAUGAACCACUGACCUAGGGGAUCUACAGUAGCUAGCUAAGGUUAGGUGUAGGCAGCUAAAUUUGCACGAGUAGGAGGAAGACCUCGCCGUACAGUUCACACGAGUAGGAGGAAUACUUUGCCGUACAGUUCACAACAAAGCUAGCUAGCUAAGUAACGUUAUAGCUAAUAUUGAUGUUUUCUCGAUCUGAUCUAUUCUAUGAGCUAGGCCUAGUUGUAAUUUGUCUUAGUUUAGUUUGUAAACUAGUUAUGUGUGGAAAAGUUAGUACCAUGAGAGCCUUUUUUCACUGCAAUGUUUAGCUAGCUAAUAAAUCCACAAUUGUGUAUGGAUAUUAUAGUCACCACACCAGUUAAUGUAAUAACAGAUAACUAGUAACUAGCUAGUAUACUGAAAAUAGUAUAAUAUAAGGGACUAGUGCCAUCAACUCUCAACUGUCACAUUAUUCUGUACAUGCCUGUCUCCAGUGUUUUAGGGUGUGUGGCCAUGCCUCGGUCUAGGAGGACUAAGUUGGAGCCCUGGAUAGAGCAGAUCAUCCUGAGUUACGGCACAGAGCCAAAGGAGGAGAAGAAGAACACUCUGAUGAAAGCGCAUGUUGUGGGGGUAAUGAGGCAUCUAUUACAUACACUUCAUGCUAGGCCUGUGUUCCAAGUUUAGAAGCUAUCUGACUGUACAGUGGUGUGUGUGUGUGUGUGUGUGUGUGUGUGUGUGUGUGUGUGUGUGUGUGUGUGUGUGUGUGUGUGUGUGUGUGUGUGUGUGUGUGUGUGUGUGUGUGUGUGUGUGUGUGUGCGCACACAAGAGAGAGUUUAUUUUGCUCACACCUUUCUGUCUCUCUCUAUAGGUCGGGCGGAUGUCAGAGUCCCAGGCCCGGCAGACUGAGGGUUUGACAACGUUACUGUACCUCUCUGAUGGAGUGGUGCACAUCCCCGCCAUACUGACCCAGGACGCCUGGGAGACUCUUCAGGAGUGAGUAAACAUUUAGGACAAGCCAAGAGGCCUAUGAGAUCAUAUUAAAUGACAUGUAUAUCUAAAACCCAUCUAUAAACCAUAUAUUGUUAAGCCCAGUACAAAUCUAACAGCCAACAAAGGAGAAACAAGACGAGACAAAACCUAUUAAGAAAAUGAAGCCAUACAGUAAAUGGUGAUGCAUUUCAAUCUAUCUGUAUCCUCUGGCAGGCAGGAGGACCGUGAGUGCUUCUCCAGUCUCAUCAAUUGCUCAAUGUGUGUGUAUUCAUACACCCUACAGUUCAACAUGGCCCCUGAACAGGUGUGUGUGAAUGAUCCUAUGAUACUGGUACUAGUAGUCCUUUGGUCUUGGAGAGACAGCUCCUGUUCUUUAUUCUUUACCAUUCAUAUUUUACUAUAAAUGUGUCCUCAUCUCCUCAGACAAAGAGCCAGUUUUACUUAUCGGUUGGUGAGCUGACCACCACAUCAGCUGGGGCUGCUAAAGACAACACCCCUUGCUGGUGAGAGACGCACCUCCUGGCCUCUAGAUCCAGACACCAACACAUACACACCACAGGAGGUUGGUUGCACCUUAAUUGGGGAGAACAGGCUCGUUCUAAUGACUGGAGCAGAUUGAGUGAAAUGGGAACUAAUACAUCAAACACAUGGUUUCCAGGUGUUUGAUCCAUUCCAUUUGCUCCGUUCCGGCCAUUAUUAUGAGCCGUUCUCCCCUCAGCAGCCUCCUGUGAUACACACAUUAAAUCUAGUGACUCUCCAACUGGCUUUUGUUUCAGCACAUCGCUCAACUCAGUCAGACAACAGAUCUGUACAACAUGGAGGUGAGCAUGGGGUGUGUGUAAGUGUCUGUGUUUGCAAAAAAAUUUUUGUGCAUAUAAUGCAUGCGUACAUUACUUUAUAAAUUGUAGUUGUUGAUCAUGUGUUUUCUUUUAUCCCCAGAUCCCUGCUUGCACAGGAUUCUGUCCAUACUCAGAACACCCAGUCUGGUACAGCACUCUUUACACUCUGCACACCAUUGCUGAUUUGUAUCCUUAUUGUUUGCCACACCUGUGUAUAUGACUGUGUUUCCUGUCUCCUAGAGUUCAGUCUGUCAGAGCUGCUGGGGGAGUGGCAGCAUGACUGGCGCCAGUCUCUGUUGGAGGAUGUGAUGGAACUCCUGAGGACGCCCACAAAUCCCCCCUCCCCACAGCCCUCCACCUCCAAUGCCCUCACACACACUGGCACCAGAUGGGCUAUUGAAAGGGUCAGAUAUAAGGUGUGUGUGUGUGUGUGACCAACCUAUUACAUGUAAGAAAACAGUAGGAAAUCUGCAACUUUACAAGAAGGUUGUUGUUUUUUCCUAGAGGGAGGAUACUUUCAAUGUCCCUGUGUCUCACCUACACAUCCCAGACAAUCUGAGUCAGAAACUACACACACCCUCAGGUAACACUUGAGGGUGUCUCACCCUCUCUCUCACACCUGAAAAUCACCUACACCUGUUCUGUCUUUCUGAGCUGACCGUUGUGUUUUAUUUAGAAGACAACAGUGAAACACAGAGUGGACUGGUCCCUCCAUCUGAAGACAGACCGACAGACCCACCAGAGACAGAUCAACCAAUUGUUGCUGCUGACAGCAGUCAGACCGACAGGCCAGUACCUCUGGAGAGAAGACAUCCUGCCCAUGAGCCCACACAUUCUCGUGUGUUAUGUUUGUUAACUGGUCCAUGCUGUAAAUUAAGUAUUUGCUAUCAGUUACUGCUACCUGAAGUAUGCUGCUAGCAUAAUAGAGCCCAAGUGUGACAGUGUGUGUACAAAUAUCUAUAUUUUUCUCUCCCUCUCUCUAGAGGAGAGUAUGGAUGGAGAGGUGGUGUCAGGGGUGACUGGAGGAGCAGUGGCGAGCCCAUGGGACAUGUUUGCUCCAGCAGCUGAGCUGCUCAGGACCUCCUCUGCAUCUGACGGUGUGCUCCUUUCAUUUUAACUUUUUCAAUCUAUCAACCUCUACGCACACACCACACCAUGCACAUUUGUCUUUGCGCCGUAGUACAGAUAUUCUGACUUCUGUCUCUCAUUGGUUCCUUGACAGAAUCCAUCACCUCGGAGCCCCUCCCACUCCAGAAGAGCCAGUCUCUGCUCGACCCCACUCCACAACCAGUCACCCCUGCACCGUUUCCCCUGGCAACCAGCACCCAGGUGCCAUCCUUGACCCCUGGGGCCACCCAAAGGUCAGGCGAACGCUCCCUUCCUCCUUAUCAAAAACCAGGCCCCUCCCACAGCCUGCUCCCCUCCAGUGGCUCCUCCUCCACUGUGAGUCUAUCUACAAAGCACCAACACUCUGGCAUGAAACUCCACCACAGUGGCUCAACCACAACACAUCAACUUCCAAUCAUGGAGCAGCAGGAUCAGGUGGAGGAAGAGGAGGCUGUUGUGAAGAGUUGUAGGAAGGCUAAAAGGAAGAGUUCUGUGCGGACCCCCCAGGAUAAUGAUAUCACCUGGGAGGAAGAAGAUAUGCAGAAGAACCGCAGCCCGCCCUCCUGGAUGUUUGAAACUCAGGAGAUUCCCAGGAUUGGGGAGGGAAGCAGCUGCAAACAGAAGGCAGUUGCUGCAAUAGCCCCCCAGAGGCCCUCCAAUGUAAGGGCGACCAAUUUUCAACCAAGAAAUAGGAUAUAUAUUGACCAUUUAGUGGAAUUUGGAACCUGUCCAUUUUGUUAGACUGGUGUGAAGUAAAUUAUCUGUCUUGCUCUUUCAGGUUCACAGUGAUGGCACUUCGUUCUCAUAUUCUUAUCAGCUGUGUGGCCGCAUUUCGAAGGAUCUAAGCUAUUUAAAGUGAGUAAGCCGUGUGUGUGUGUGUGUGCGUAUGUACAGUGGGGAAAAAAAGUAUUUAGUCAGCCCCCAAUUGUGCAAGUUCUCCCACUUAAAAAGAUGAGAGAGGCCUGUAAUUUUGAUCAUAGGUACACGUCAACUAUGACAGACAAAAUGAGAAAAAAAAAUCCAGAAAAUCACAUUGUAGGAUUUUUUAUGAAUUUAUUUGCAAAUUAUGGUGGAAAAUAAGUAUUUGGUCAAUAACAAAAGUUUCUCAAUACUUUGUUAUAUACCCUUAGUUGGCAAUGACACAGGUCAAACGUUUUCUGUAAGUCUUCACAAGGUUUUCACACACUGUUGCUGGUAUUUUGGCCCAUUCCUCCAUGCAGAUCUCCUCUAGAGCAGUGAUGUUUUGGGGCUGUCGCUGGGCAACACGGACUUUCAACAACCAAAGAUUUUCUAUGGGGUUGAGAUCUGGAGACUGGCUAGGCCACUCCAGGACCUUGAAAUGCUUCUUACGAAGCCACUCCUUCGUUGCCUGGGCGGUGUGUUUGGGAUCAUUGUCAUGCAGAAAGACCCAGCCACGUUUGAUCUUCAAUGCCCUUGCUGAUGGAAGGAGGUUUUCACUCAAAAUCUCACGAUACAUGGCCCCAUUCAUUCUUUCCUUUACACGGAUCAGUCGUCCUGGUCCCUUUGCAGAAAAACUGCCCCAAAGCAUGAUGUUUCCACCCCCAUGCUUCACAGUAGGUAUGGUGUUCUUUGGAUGCAACUCAGCAUUCUUUGUCCUCCAAACACGACGAGUUGAGUUUUUACCAAAAAGUUCUAUUUUGGUUUCAUCUGACCAUAUGACAUUCUCCCAAUCCUCUUCUGGAUCAUCCAAAUGCACUCUAGCAAACUUCAGACGGGCCUGGACAUGUACUGUCUUAAGCAGGGGGACACGUCUGGCACUGCAGGAUUUGAGUAGUGUGUUACUGAUGGUAGGCUUUGUUACUUUGGUCCCAGCUCUCUGCAGGUCAUUCACUAGUUCCCCCCGUGUGGUUCUGGGAUUUUUGCUCACCGUUCUUGUGAUCAUUUUGACCCCACGGGGUGAGAUCUUGCGUGGAGCCCCAGAUCGAGGGAGAUUAUCAGUGGUCUUCCAUUUCCUAAUAAUUGCUCCCACAGUUGAUUUCUUCAAACCAAGCUGCUUACCUAUUGCAGAUUCAGUCUUCCCAGCCUGGUGCAUGUCUACAAUUUUGUUUCUGGUGUCCUUUGACAGCUCUUUGGUCUUGGCCAUAGUGGAGUUUGGAGUGUGACUGUUUGAGGUUGUGGACAGGUGUCUUUUAUACUGAUAACAAGUUCAAACAGGUGCCAUUAAUACAGGUAACGAGUGGAGGACAGAGGAGCCUCUUAAAGAAGAAGUUACAGGUCUGUGAGAGCCAGAGAUCUUGCUUGUUUGUAGGUGACCAAAUACUUAUUUUCCACCAUAAUUUGCAAAUAAAUUCAUAAAAAAUCCUACAAUGUGAUUUUUGUACAAUGCUUAACUGUGUGUGUGUAUCCUGCAGGAUUCCUGAUGGCAUGUUGCACUGGGCUGUACGGUACCUGGUCCCUUCCAUGCAGACGGAUGUUGUCAAGGAUACACAGCUGCGACCCCAGGCUCACCCCAGCUGA